Molecule: messenger RNA, 960 nt
Organism: Strongyloides ratti
Lineage: Eukaryota; Metazoa; Nematoda; Chromadorea; Rhabditida; Strongyloididae
Exons: 3
Coding region: 1-960 (319 amino acids)
Cellular component (GO): lysosomal membrane
Source: RefSeq, a predicted model, not a curated record
AUGAAUAUACUUAAAUCAUCUCCACUUGGAGCUGCUAUUAAUUCUAAUAAUGGUAAUCGUCGAAAUGUCCCGAGAAGAGAUUAUCGAAUUGAAUUUACUAAUUUAAAUACUAUCAAUCAAAAUAUAUGGGAUGGUGAUGAUAAUAAAUAUCGUUGUAUUUGUAAGAUGGUUCAUGUAACAAAGGCUGCAUUACAUUUAGCCUAUGCUCAACUAACAAUCUUCAUGAUGUUUGUUUGUGUUCUUGCAUACUCAUACAUCAUGCAACAUCGUGGAGGAAAUAAUGUUAGUGGACAGGGAUCUAAUGAUCAAAUGCUCAGUGGAAUGUAUAUGAAUCAUAAUUCAAACUUUUUGUUUUCAUUUUCUGCUCAAAUGUUUUUUGUUAUCCUUUUAAUUCAUGGAAUUCGUAAUGAAAAACGUUCACUUCUCAUACCAUAUAUUGUUUUUAUAAUGAUAUGUGUAUUAAUUGGUUUUGCUCAACUUUGUACAGAAAUAAUUGGAUCACUUAGUCAACAAACAUCUCCAUCAUAUCCACCAACUGGAUCUAUUGAUAUCAAAACAACUAAAGGACCUCUUAGUCAACCAUUUUUUGCUAUGUUAGUUGGUGUUCUUAUUCAUGCAUGGUGUUUGAAUGUUGUUUGGAGAUGUUAUCAAUAUUUAGGUGAUAAGAAACUUGCUAAAAGUAUUGCUGAACAACUUUCUCAUACACAAUCAGCAUUUAAUUAUCCACAUUUUGGUUAUCCAGUCUUUAAUUAUCCUCAACCACCACCAUAUUCUGAUGUUGUUAUUGGAGGUAAUGUUGGUGAAAGAGAACCUAUGGUUCCUGGUAAUGUAAAUGGUGAACCAGUUCAAGAAGAUACACCAAAUAACAAUGAUAAUAUUGUUGUAACAAAUAAUCAACAAAAUCAACAAGAAAAUGAAACAACAGCUAAUACCAGUGAUAUUAAAUCAAUUAUAAUGUAA